Monoraphidium neglectum is the source of this 450-nucleotide messenger RNA. RefSeq lists its product as hypothetical. Lineage: Eukaryota; Viridiplantae; Chlorophyta; Chlorophyceae; Sphaeropleales; Selenastraceae. Gene Ontology annotation, molecular function: protein binding. Bases 1 to 450 code for a protein of 149 amino acids. The transcript has a single exon. The record is from RefSeq and is a predicted model, not a curated record.
AUGCCCCCCCAGGCGGCCGAAGCCAGCUGCAGUGACGCCCCGCCUGUCGACGCCGCGCUGGCGGUGCUGCUGCAGCUCUGCCCUACGGCGCUCCUGGCAUUUGAUGAUGGCACCAGCCUGCCAGCCAGCCGCGAGCUGCUCAUGAUUGCGUCGCCCAUGCUCCACGACAUGCUGACCUCCAGCCAGCUCGACGCUGGGCCAGGCGGCACCGUCGUUAUCCCGCUCCCCGGCGACAAGCGUGAGGAAUGGCUGCUGGUGCUGCCGCACAUUUACCCGUGGGAACCCCAGGUCACGUGGGAGAGCGUGGAGCCCCUGAUCCAGCUGUGCCUCAAGUACAACCUGAGGGGCCUGCGGGCGCCGCUGGACAGGUUCCUGUCUGUGGCCGCGGCUUCCGUCAGCAAGCUGCGACAGGCCAAGUCCUGCCGAUCCCGCUGCCAAGCGACCCCCUGA